Fomitiporia mediterranea MF3/22 is the source of this 477-nucleotide messenger RNA. RefSeq lists its product as uncharacterized. NCBI's taxonomy places the organism in Eukaryota, Fungi, Basidiomycota, Agaricomycetes, Hymenochaetales, Hymenochaetaceae. The record is from RefSeq and is a predicted model, not a curated record. The coding region runs from base 1 to 477 and encodes 158 amino acids. The transcript is spliced from 3 exons.
AUGAGACUCAUUACCAUUGCGUCUGUUCUAUCAGCUGCGUCGUUUGCUUGGGCGUUUCCGACGUCGACGUCGUCUGCUGCAGCGGCUGCGGGCUCGCAGAUUCGGACUGACCAGGACCCGGUGUAUCAUUUUUACAUUCAAAGCACACCAGUUGAUGGCGCUCCUGUGCUAGGCCCCGAGUCGAGUUCUGGAUGGUUUAACAUUGGAAGCACGGUCCAAGACACCAACUCGUCGUUAUUCCUGAACGUCGACAUGUCCGCUACGACAUCGUACAAGCCACUGACGCUGGAUGAUACUGCAACGACAACGACGUGGUCGAUGAGCGGGGACACGAUCAUAGCCAGCGGUCAACAGAACUUUGUUGUCUGCCCGAGUGAUAAUUCCUCGCUUUUAAACUUUUUCCUGCAGACUGGGAACGACAUGCCGUCUUCGACGUGCACGGACUGGAUUACGAUUCAUCUUCCGUGCUUGUGCUGA